This is a messenger RNA of Bombus impatiens (common eastern bumble bee), 5263 nucleotides long. Its product is annotated as dipeptidase 1. Lineage: Eukaryota; Metazoa; Arthropoda; Insecta; Hymenoptera; Apidae. Gene Ontology annotation, molecular function: metallodipeptidase activity. The record is from RefSeq and is a predicted model, not a curated record. Gene Ontology annotation, biological process: proteolysis. The transcript is spliced from 11 exons. Bases 2407 to 3630 code for a protein of 407 amino acids.
AGAAGGCAGAGAGAUAGGGGAGCGGAUCUCAAUGGAAGAGAGGACGAUCGUAGAGAGGUACGGGAGCGCCUGCGCCCUCGGCUAUACCGAGUUUCUGCGUACGUUUCCAUCAGUCGGGUCUUCAACUCCGGACCGCGAACAACCAGUGAUCGGGGCCGCGUGACUUGGACGCCGUGCUAACACCCUCUCACAGACCCCUUGCAAGAGGAUCAACGACGCGACGCGCACCGGAAACAAAAGGUUCUCCAGUGAAAGUUUCGAUCUUAUACCGGUACUGUCCGUGCUUCCGUUUUCCCAACGAUUUACGCGGCGAAACUUCCGUUCCCGAUUGCGGUCCAAAGUUUCGCGAACAAGUUUUCCGCAGAACUUUCACACGCGCUUUCGCCGCAACCAGAAUUUUUUAAUGCAUCGUUCGACUGGAAGCGUCUGCGGAACGAUCGUUCGUUCGGUCGCGUGGAAAACCUCAUGAGAGAGAAGAUCGUGCACGCGGACGCAAUCAAAGAGACUGGAAAAAAGGUAUCCGCGUCGGAUUGGACGAUCCAUCAUUCGCUACUGGUGUUGGCUGAACCAGAAAGAUAGGCGGCCUGAUCGAGAUAGAGGGAGAAGGAGAGACAGAGAGAGAGGGAGAGAAAGAGAGAGAGAGAGAGAGAGAUAGUGCAACACGCAAACAGGAGGAAACCAUCCUCCCCUAACUCGGAGAUUGCGUAAUUAAUCGCGAGACUUAAUCGAGUACCGAAUUAAUUGGGACAGAUUUACGAUCGAGGUCUGUGACAGUGGACCGCGAUACCGUCGACGAUCAUGAAGUAUCACCAGUGCGUGCAGAUGACCGCGCGGCGGUCGCAAAUGAAAAAGACCGCACGGGAGCGUGGUUCGAUCCGACAACGUUAAAGGGACACGGAUCGUACAUCACCGUACCGUCCGGGAACAUCGGUUCCACCCAAUUCCCAAAAAGAAGACGAUCGAGCAAAACGAGUUUUUCACGCUCGACCUGUUCGACCAGCCCGCUGUACGUUUCGCCUCUGCCUUGCCUGUCCAUCUUUUCACGCUGCUAAUUAAUUUUCAUCCUUUAGCACACUCGUGGUAAUCACGCGGUGUUCGACGACAACGGCCAAUGACUGGCAGUGUUUUAAAAAAUAAAAUCACGAAGAUCAUCGCGAGUCGCGUGGUUCGUGGUAACGAGCUGGAGAUACUCGUCGUGAAUUCGCGAGGCCAAAUAAUUUGGACAAAGUCAAGACCCUCGAGUCCCCAACGUGCUUCAACGUAAUUAGCAAACAGUCGCCGCCAAGUGUUUCCGCGGGAACAGUUCAAUUUCCUCGCAACAUUCUCGCCCUAGGCCGAGAUUCUGACCAAAAGCCGAGAUCUGGUCGUCGAAGCAGGCACUGUGCAAAUUGUAGCCUCCGAAAGGGCGGUUACCUGAUUCCAUCAAGCUCUUUAUAACCUCUCGAGGACCAUGAAGAACUGAGCCGAUCGAUGGGGACGAGCUUCGAAAGGUGAUUCGGUGUGGCGAUUAUAGGAAGGAAAAUUGGUGAUUGAAUGUCUGUGAAAGGAAGGAAUUGGCUACGAUUUUCGAGAUCUUUAUAUAAAGAUUCGAGAUGCCGAUGGAACGAGGUGGCCAGUUAAGUAAGAAAAAUUCGAUAAACGCGCAUCAUCGUUGAACCACGGGUUGAAACUUUUCGUUAAAAAGUGCAUUCCUAUCGGGGCCGUGCCACUGCGGGGAAAUUAAAAGCAGUCGACGCGCAUCCUGUGGCGAGCGGACGUAAAGAUAAGAAGAGGACAGUGCGCUGGUGGUUGUAUAAAAAAAAAGACAAUGCUAAAACGCCGCCAGAAAUGCGAGCAGAGAAAGAAGCAGAAUAAACGAUUCGUGGAACUUUUUUAACUGAAGUAUCGAGUACCGAGAACAAAGUUAAAUAACGGUGACAUAAAAAGUUUAUCAACAACGACCGCGUAGUUGAACCAACAAAAGACUCGCUAAGAAAGUUUGUUAACCGAACGAUAACCCACAGGAAUCUACAAAGAUGUACGAACGCAAAUGCCCAGAGGACAAACAGAAAUUUAAGAAGAAAAAGACCUUAUGAUCUGCAACUGUCAAGAACGCUGUAGUAAAAGGUUAGUGCAACGAUAAUAGAACGAAAUUCAGACGACGUUCUCGGAUCUGUAACUGGACGAUUGGAAAUUUCGUGUUCGCUGAGAGUUACGUUCUACUGCCGACGAGUUCCGCGAGAAUGAAUCGUGACGAGUAAGAAGGGUGAGAAAACGGUAACGUCCGAGUGAAAAGGGGCUGAACACGACAAACGGGAAAUUGUAGAAUCGUUGUUAGGAGGGAUAUCCUGCGGGUGAGCCGGUCAGCCGACGGUGAUGGCAUGAGGACAUUAGUAAGGAAGAGCUGCGGGUCCAGCGAGGAGGAGGAUGAGGAUGGUGGUGGGCGUGAUGGUCCUUGGUCAGCUACUGACGAGGAUUUUGCUCGCUGCCCACGCAGGAGAUCGUCUCGCGGCAGCUCGCAGAAUUCUCAGAGACGUGCCACUGAUAGACGGGCACAACGAUCUACCAUGGAACAUACGCAAGUUCCUGAAGAAUCAGUUGAGGGAAUUCAGGUUUGAUGACCUGAGGGAUACCCACCCUUGGUCGCGGAGCGCCUGGAGCCACACGGAUCUCAGAAGAUUGAAGGAGGGUAUGGUUGCAGCGCAGUUUUGGUCAGCUUACGUGCCAUGUUCCUCUCAGCACCUCGACUCGGUCCAACUGGCACUCGAGCAGAUCGACCUGAUUCGUCGGCUGGUGAACAAGCAUCCUGAAAGCAUGGUCCUCGUUACCACGGCGGAAGGUAUAGAGAGAGCGCACAAGGAGGGUAGAUUAGCAAGCCUGAUAGGGGUCGAAGGGGGUCACGCGGUUGGAGCGAGCCUGGCAGUUCUCAGGAUGUUGUACGAGUUGGGCGCCAGAUACCUCACACUCACUCAUACUUGUAACACGCCUUGGGCAGAAUGCAGCACAGCGGAUGAACCCGGUCAAGUGGCACGCAUCGGUGGUCUCUCCAAUUUUGGCAAGAGUAUCGUCCUCGAGAUGAAUCGACUCGGAAUGAUGGUGGAUCUGUCGCACGUUUCCGUGCCCACGAUGCUGGUCGCCAUGAAGACGUCGAAGGCGCCUGUUAUUUUCAGCCAUAGCAGCGCUCACGCCCUUUGCAAUUCCUCGCGAAAUGUGCCUGACCAUGCGCUGAAACGUUUGGCGCAGACUGACGGUAUAGUUAUGGUAUCCUUCUAUCCCCAUUUUAUCAGCUGUGGCGAGAAAUCGACUCUGCAAGACGUAGCCGCUCACAUUGAUCACGUGCGAAAGGUGGCUGGUGUGGAUCACGUAGGAAUAGGCGCCGGCUACGAUGGUAUCAAUCUGACACCGGCAGGCUUGGAAGAUGUUAGCAAGUAUCCGGAGUUAUUCGCAGAACUAUUGGCGCGUGGAUGGUUGGAAAAGGACAUUCAGAAGUUAGCAGGCCUGAAUCUCAUUCGUGUGUUCAAAGCGGUAGAGAAGGUUCGAGACGACAUGGCUGCGGAUGGCAUCGAACCCUUGGAAGAGGAAAUUCCGUACGAGGAUAUAAUCGGUCGAGAUUACUGCCGUUACAACAUGAAACGACUGAUGGGUCCUUAGCCACUGCGAAUCAGCUCCGAGGAUGGUCGAUGGUUGGAAAAAGGAAGAAAGGGAGCAAUAGCGUAAGCAGCGAAACAAUCGUCGCAGCAGCAAAGAGGGAAACACUCUGUCGAAGUGUUCCAGCUCGUGAAACCUCGCGCCAGCUUACGACGACUCGAGCUCCUCGACUCUUCGCUCUUUUGAUCUUUUUCCCCGUGCCAUCCGCGACUCUCGGACGCGAACGUAAGUAAAUAGGCAAACUCGAUUUCCUUGGAAGAUUCCCGAGUCGCGAGACACGAGUAUUCGCAGACAAUGUCGAGUGAAGCGACUGGUGAAAGGGUAGAAGAGCUCGAUCGCGCGAUUGUAUUUCGUCACGGUGGAACGACGUUUCUUCCUUUAUAGCAGAACGAAUGGCUUGUUGCGAGAUAACGAUGUACGCGUCUGUAUAAAAGGACGAGCGUCUCUACGACUUUCGAAGACCAAGACACGUAUUCUUGUGUGUCGAACGUUUAAAGAUUUAAGAUCAGCCAUAAUCGAUGUGUUUAAUUUGCACUCAACGAUAUUUUCGUCGAUGCUGGAACCAAAACCGCGCGUUCUAGUCAAUAUAAUAAUUAUAUUAUGUAUAAAUAUGUACACAUAACGAUCGAUCUCGCGAACGACUGACACCGAUCGUCACACGACGGUGACUAUUACUAAUCGAGUGGAUGACUGCUUCAAUGUGUUCUAUUGUGCGUGCGUGUACGUAUGCGUGUACGAGAGAAAGAGAACUAACGAUGUUUGUACAUAUGGUACCUGAAGUCGAUGAACAUAUUGACCCUCCUAUAGAGCAAACCGACCAGACGUAAUUUCAUCGAGAAAAGAUUGAAUCGUGACGAGAUCAAAAAAUCAAAGAGAACGAAUUAGAUAAAAUUUCGGUUAAGAAAGAAUGGAGAACUUACGUUUCAUCGAGUAGCGUUCGCCUCGGUUUGAAAGAUUUUAAUGGCCGGUUUGAUCAGACUGUCACAGAGGGAACUAGAUACGAAGUUAUGCUCGAGAGAGCCUAAAAAAAAAAAAAAGGAAAACGUUGACAAAGUCAACGAGUGCGCUUCGUGGCGCACGCCACGAGAGAGAGAACUUUCCUACGAUUUUGCACGAUCGAAGUUGACGUCGACGUGCGCGUCGAUGCGUUAUCAUCACAAUUGACUUUUUUCCAACGCGUCUCAAUUCAUUGUAAUCGACACAUUAAGGCUCGUAUAUUCUAACUAACGCACCGAGUAAAUAUCCUUUCUUAACGAUGUUUUUACACUAAACUUUUAAUAUAGCCAGAUUUUAAAAAAACGAACGAGCAUGGAGCAAAAAAGAUAGAAAGAAACGCGAAGAGCGAUAAAAACAAGUCGAAGACGUACUAUCAACUUCCCUCGUGCCACCGCAAUCCAUCUGAUCGUUAAUUUUAUGUAAAUCUGCGCGUCGUUUCAAACUUAUGCCAUUUAUGUUCUGAUCUAAAAAGAAACGCAAGAAAAAGAAGAAAAAACAAUCGUAAGACUUGUUUCGUAUCGAUCGAUUUAACGAUCAUUCGUGUGCAAGUAGUCAAGAUCAACGAAGCGCCAGCCUCGUGAGUAUAUCCUAACAUUUCAAACGUUACCGAUACCAGAAAUAAAUCGACGGCAAAUCGAAA